Messenger RNA from Corticium candelabrum, 16102 nucleotides. Its product is annotated as microtubule-actin cross-linking factor 1, isoforms 1/2/3/4/5-like. NCBI's taxonomy places the organism in Eukaryota, Metazoa, Porifera, Homoscleromorpha, Homosclerophorida, Plakinidae. Gene Ontology annotation, cellular component: cell junction; actin filament bundle; cortical actin cytoskeleton. The coding region runs from base 246 to 15926 and encodes 5226 amino acids. The transcript has 58 exons. Gene Ontology annotation, molecular function: calcium ion binding; actin lateral binding; microtubule binding. Gene Ontology annotation, biological process: actin cytoskeleton organization; actin filament bundle assembly. The record is from RefSeq and is a predicted model, not a curated record.
UAUUUAUUCAUUCAUUCAUUCAUUCAGUCAUUAUUCAUUCAUCACCAUAGAAACCACGCUACUCAUAUCUACACUCUGACAAAUUCUUCACUUUUGUUUUCAUUUUUAUUUAUCGCCAUAGAAACGUCUCGCAUUCUGAUUGGUUGCGCUACGCAUACGUAACAAAAUUCCGCGGGCUUCGCAUCACUUCGCACUUCAAGGUGCGCGCCAUCGUCCACCUCAGCACCUCGACGUGUCACUCUCUCAUGUCAUCACAACGUAGAUUCUCGCCCGCAGUCGCGUCGUCAAGCGUUGGAAUGGAGCAAGCGGUCAACCGGCUCGCAGACGAACGGGACACCGUGCAGAAGAAGACGUUUACGAAAUGGGUGAAUAAGCAUUUAGGCAAGGCGGGGCUUGAGGUGAGGGACUUGUUUCAGGAUUUGAGGGAUGGACGCAAGCUGUUGAAGCUGCUGGAGAUGUUCACGGGAGAGAAACUGACACCAGAGAAAGGAAGGAUGAGGUUUCACUUCAUGCAGAACGUGGCAAAUGCACUCAAGUGCCUGACAAGACACAAGGUGAAAGUCGUGAAUAUUCAUCCGGAGCACAUCGUGGACGGAAAUCCCAAGAUAACGCUUGGGCUUAUCUGGACUCUGAUUUUACACUUUCAGAUUUCAGAGAUCGCUGACAGUGCAGCUCCUGAGUCGUCGUUGUCAGCUAAAGAGUCGGUGCUGAAGUGGUGUCAGACGGUGACGGAAGGAUAUCCGAACGUACGAGUGCUCAACUUCACAACAACAUGGAGAGAUGGAAUGGCAUUUAAUGCGGUCAUUCACAGGCACAGGCCUGAGCUUAUUGACAUGCCAUCACUAAGCCCAGACAACGCAAUCGAGAACUUGGAGAAUGCCUUCUCAGUUGCAGAAACAGAACUUGGCGUGACUCGUCUUCUUGAUCCAGAAGAUGUCAAUGUUGCUAACCCUGAUGACAGAUCAAUAUUGACAUACGUUGCCUCUCUGUGGGAGGUUUUUCCUGUACUUCCUGAACGUCCAGCCGAGGCUCCCGAUGCAAAAUGGGACGAGUACAAGACAAUUGCGUUCGAGCUGCUGGAAUGGAUGGAGUUGAAGAUUGAAAUUCUCGAUGAUCGGGAUUUUCCUGAUAAUAUUCCUGACAUGGAGAUCUUGAUUGAGAAUUUUGAGAAGUUCAAGGUUGAGGAAAUUCCGGAAAGAGAAAAAGAACUGAAUACUCUGGAGCAAAUGUGGAACGAAUUAAAGAUUCUUCACACUCAAUCUAGUGUUCCAUUUUCAUGUCCCGAAGAAAUAGAACUAGAUGAACUAUGCAACUUGUGGAAAGUCAUGUUCAGAUCAAAGAGAGAGUGUGAGAUUGCAUUACUUGCAUGGCUUGAACGAUUGAAGAGACUACUAGCCAUUGCUGAGAAAGUGAAAGAAACGGUUGAAGUGUGCGAGGUUGAGCUCAACAUUCUGGAAGAACGAAUCAACAAGGGCGAAAGUGAGUGGCCUACGAUGGAUCCUGUUGAAGUGGAGAGAGACGUCACAGCCAUUGAUGUUGCUCUUCAGGAACAAGAGCAACCGAUACAGGGAAUGAAGGAAGAUGUUGCAGUUUUGGUGAAAGAGUCGUGGCAUGAGGGAUCUUUUCUCUCUUCAAAGGUUGAAGAGGUCUACAUUCGUUGGGAGACUCUCUACACUCGUCUCACACUCUUCAACAAUAAGAAGACCAGCAUGGUCACACUCACUCUACAAACUCUAAAAUCAGUCGAUGAAGCAUUGCAGUGGGUCAGACAGAAGAAGGCUUAUCUGGAAAUUAAUAUCAACAACUAUGGUAGUGAUCUCGACGAAGUACAGGUGCUGUCGAAAGACUUCUGGUCUGAAGUACAGACGAUCAUGGACUUUAGAAAACGAGUUACCGAAUGCCACAAUCUUCGAUUCAAGUUUGCUGCAUCUUGCAAGGGGUUGACAGAUCUUGAAGCUAAACUUGCCGAUCUUGACAUUGAAUAUGAUGAACUGACACGAAUGACUGAAUAUCGGAGAGAAAAUCUUCAUUAUCUUGUCAUGUUUCUCUCUCGUUGUCGCUCUGUUUCCGAUUGGAUUAAAGGGCAACAGUCAUUCUUGUCGGGCAUCAGCUGGGGUGACAUGAAUGUCAUGAAAACGAAGGUUGAGGAGAACCACAAUAAAUUUCAGAAAGACGCAGAGUCAUUCAAGGAGAAAUUUGAAAACUGUGUGAAGGAACACAACGAGCUACUCGCUGCUGGACAUCCAGCAGUUGAUUUAAUUAAGUCGUGUAUAGAUAAUCUUCGAAAGUGGUGGCCACGUGUGGCAACGUUAUUGGAAUGUUACGAAAGCCACCUCACUGUCUAUUGGCAAGCAAGGGAGUUCUAUGAUGUGUUGCAAGAGCUGCAGUUGUGGGUCUAUGAGAAGCUUGAUCUCACGGAGAACGUGUAUCGCUAUGUGGGCUUGUCCAGAGAAGAAAUCGAUGAGCGACAGAAGAAUAUGACAUCGUUGAAUGACGAGUUUGAGACUCAGUAUAGAAGAGUAUCAGUGUUGAAAGUACAGUGCGGGCAAGUACGUCCUCUAGAAUUGCGACGAAUGAGCGGCUUAAAAAGAGAGCGUGUUCCCAUCAAGGCAAUCUGCACAUUUGAAGAAUUUGAUGUUGAGAAGGACGACGUUGGAGAACUCGUUGAAGUGAAGUCGUACUCUGAGUGGGAUGUUGAACUGGAAAGGAAAGGUCCAAUGACGUGUCCAGGAUUUGUCUUCCACGUUCCACCUCCAAGUACGAAAGCGAAGCAAGACCUGGCAAGGCUGCAAGGACUCUUUGGCAGGCUCAGAGAACGACUGAACUGGCAUUUCUUGGCAAUCGAGUAUGUUCUUGAAAUCAUCGAAAUUCUGAAGGAAAUUACCAUCAUCAAGUCGUGGGAACUCGACGAGUUAUUUGACGACGAACGAGCAUCACGGCAAGCCAUUGUGACUGGAAUGAAUACAAGAUUUACAAACUUGAAACCGAAGAUCUCUAACAUAAGCCAAUCAAAUCAAGAUCUUGAUUCCUACCAGCUGCCUAAUCGUGUUACGGAAGCGAAUGAAUACUGGGACUUGAUGUGUCGUCGGUACGCCAGCUUUGAAGCCGGACGAGACGUCAACCAGUUGAGUAGAAAAACGAGAUGCGCGAUGGGAGAAGUGAUGAACUACUUGGUGUUGGUUGAUACAAUGAUGGUGGAACAGAAGAGAGUGGCUUGGAACAUGGCAGCCGCCAGACGACAGGAGACUGUAGUAAAGGCUGUGGCACUAGAUGUUGCAGCUCACACUGCACAAUACAAUGAAGUCGAGCGGUGGGCAACUGCUAUAGUAGCAAGGAACUCGUCUGAAGAGGAAGCUGCUGGUAUUGGUAAGGAAAUGGAAACCGUAAAGCGACGGUGGGAGUCGGUGUACGAAGAGACACGUAGACGACAGACGAGGAUUCGAAAGUCAAUUAAGCAGCUUGAAAAGUAUAGGAAUGACAAGAUACCACCGUUCAUCGAGUGGCUGGAAGGUGCAGAGGCUCGCAUGAAGAACUUCAAGAAGCCCGGUAAAUCGAUGCAACAGCUAGUGAAGCAAAUUGAAGAACACAAGGCUUUCUCAGAGCAAGUGAAACAAAACUCGAGUCAACUUGAUUCAGUUGUUUGCGAUGGCAAAGGAAUCAUUCAGAUAUCAUCGGAUUUUGAUGGACAAAUUCAACUGUAUGCAGCUCGUGAUGCCCAACUGGAGCCUCUUCCUUUACCCGACAGCAUCUCUGCAUACCAAGUCCACAUCCAUAGUGAAGCUGAACGAAUAGCUCAAGAGGAUGGCUUAGCACCCAUAGAUUCUGCAGACCUUGAACCGUAUUCUGUCAUUGUGGCACAUGAGAUUAAUGCAGACUUGGUGUGUCGUUACAAAAAGUUGCAGGAACGCAUUGAGAGAAGAACACAGGAGCUCGACGAAGCCAUGAGAUAUCGGGAGAACUUUAAUAUGGCUGUGGAUUCUUUGGAACCAUGGUUAGAGGGAACAGAGGCUGAAGUUGAAGCAGAGAUACCCACUGUGGUUGAGCCGGAAGUGGUAAUGCAAAAGAUAGAGCAGGUGGAGAUGAUGGAGAACAACGUCCUGAAGCGGCAGCCAGAUGUUGAUAGUCUUCAAGUUGCAGCUGACACAUUCCUUCUCACUCUUGGAGGUCAGAUUCGUCCCAUAGACAACUCAUCAGAAGAAGAAUCGGAUGAAGAUGACAUCCCUGAUGGCAACACAGUUUCUGCGCACAGUAAGCCGUCUGACGUCUCCCAACGAAUGUCUGACAUUUUAGCAAAGCUAAGGGCAAGGAAGGAAAUGUUGCUUGCAUCAUUGCCAAAGUCACAUGCUUUCAAUGCAUCGUGUGAUGAGUUUGAUGAGUGGCUGAGACAAGCGGAGACGAAGUCUCUUGUGGCUGUCGAUUUGCCGAGUUUGGAGAAUGAGACACUGAAAGCUCAGUUGCAGGAGCAACAGGCAUUUCAACUUGAUGUGUCUGAGCAUCAAGCCGCUUUGGACUCACUCAACGAUUCUGGAGCAAACGUGAUAGCUGAGAGUCCGUCAGACAAAGCAAACGUUGAAGAACGACUGAAGUCACUAAACAGCAGAUUCGCUACCGUUGAUACGAAUUCAAAAUCGAGACUAUCUGAUUUAGAGAAAGGCUUGCCAUUACUUGAACGAUUCAAGAAACUUUACGAUGAAAUAACAGCAUGUGUACAUAAUAUCCAACAACAGCAGUUUGAUGAACAACGUGUCGGACUAACUGAUGCCAUCCUGUCACAACAAGCAAAUGAGAAUGCCAGUCAGAAGGAGGAAAUCGAUACAACAAAUACCAAUAUCUCUGCUCUCGCAUCACUGGCUGAUGAAAUAGUCGACUUGUGGACUCCUCUUUUGAUGCAUCAAACAACGGCGAUAAUUGAUGAUGCGUUUGAGUCAAGUGUCGAUUUACCUUUGUUUUCUGAACUUGAGCCAAUACAUGAGAAAGUAGAGUCAGUAACAAAGGCAUGUAACGACGUAAGUCACCAUGCAACAGUCCGAUGUGCUGCCAUUCAAGACUCGCUGACUAAAGUGAGAAACUUUGAUUCACUGGCAACUGAUUUUGAAGCGUGGCUGUCCAAGAAGGAAGCUGAAGUGGAGACGUUUGAACCACUGUCUGCAAAUCUUGAAUGGUUGAAUCCACAGAUGUCAGCAUCCACUGAGUUUGUGCGAGAUAUUGAUGACCACAAGCCCUUGUAUUCAUCCGUUCAGAGCAAUGGUCUGGAUCUAAUUGGAUAUCGAGAAGCAUCUGAUGAAGGAGUUCGAAUGAUACAGUUGAGACUUGAUGAAAUAACAAGACGUUGGAACAACCUGAAUGUCAAAGCCGCUCAACGUACUGAAGCUGUAACGGUUGUUGUGAAUUAUAUGGAGAAGUACAAGCCGUUUGUCAAAUGGUUGGGGGAAAAUGAGCAGGUUGUAUUGCAGUUUGAGCCAAUGUGCUUGAGUGUUGAGGCUCUUCGUGAACAAACAAGAGAAAUUGAGGCUGUGCAGACUGACGUUGCAGCUUACAGUGAGAUGUACAAUGACGUUAUUGCUGCCGGUCAGAGUGUUGUUGCUUUGGGUGGAGACGUGGAUGAGGAUGGGUACAAGAAAGAGAUUCAUGAUGUUGAAGAGAUGUGGGAGGAUAUGGGUCUCCUUAUUGAGACGAGAGCUGAAAAGCUUCAAGAAGUGAGUGCAAUCUUAGGGCCAUUACAGGGUGAGUAUCAGCAACUAAUUGACUGGAUUUCUGCUGCCAAAGACACAUUGAGGAACACAACAUCUCAAGAAGCAGCAGUUGAAGACGACAAAAUUAAACAGGAGAGACUGAAAGCUUUUGCCGACAGCAUUGCAGAUCACAAGGAUUCAUAUAGAGAUGUGCUGGAGAGAGGACAGCAGCUGAGCAAUGACGUUUCUGAUGCCAACGUGUCACCUCUUGAACAGCAGCUGGACGAUCUGCAACAACAAUGGAACUCUUUGCAAGGAGCAGAAUGUAAUGAGCAACUCGAUCGGUUGCUUAAAUGGAUCAAACUCAAGGAGAAUGAGAUGGCAGAUUGGCAGCCAGUUGCAUUAAGAGAGGAACCAAUAUCUCAGCAGUUUGUCAAUUUAGAGAUGUUUGAGUCAGACUUGACGUUGCACAAUGAUGAGGUGAAGACGAUGAAUGAGAAGUCUGAAGUAUUGCUGUCUGAGUUGAGUAGGGAUGACAGUGAGCAUUCUCGUCUCAAGCAACAUCUCAACGAUCUCAACAAUCAGUUAGAUCAACUGCAUGUUGGGGCUGCAGAACGUCGAUCUUGUCUGGACGAAGGGAUGGACAAAGCGAGGAAAUUUGAGGUUGCAACACUCAAGCUGGUCCCUUGGCUGGAGAAUGCAGAAAUUAGAGUGAGACAGAUUGUGGAGGCUGAGGUUGAACCUGAAGAAAUGAAAGAACAGCAAGUGAAAAUACAAGAGUUCAACGAUGAAGUCAGCAAACAAAAGCCUGAGUUGGAGGAUGUAGUUGAAGCUGGAAACAGUCUCGUCCAAGGUUGCAAUAGCGAACGUGAAGAUGUCAAGGUAAUCAUUGUGGACGUUGAAGACUGGACUGAACGUUACAACCAACUGAAUCAAGCCAUUCAAAACUAUUGGGACAAAAUGAUGGAGCAAAUGAGCUCGGCAUCUCAGUUUGGAGGCUUGUAUGAUGCUGUUCUCAAGUGGCUGGUGCAAGCACGUGAUCAAGUGAGGACCUUUCCGAGUCCAGCACUGACUGUUGAAGGAAUAGACAAGCAAAUGGAAUUUGUGGAAGACCUUGAAUCUGCAGUGAAAGGAAAAGAGUAUGAAAUCAACUCGUUUGUCACCAGAGGUAAUGAACUAGCAUUAGAGACUAAGUCAUCAGGAGAAAGCAAGAUUAAAGCCAAAGUUGAUGAUGUGCAGUCCAAAUGGUCAGAUCUCCAGGCAGCUGCAGCUGAUCUAAACACUGCUUACAUAACCACACGUAGAAAGGCUGAAAAAUAUGAAGACGGAUACAAAGAAUUUGAUCAAUAUCUUACCAUACAGGAAGAACUAGUUGGAAGCUUUUCAGGCAUUGGGGUUCGACCAGAAGAUGUGAGCACUCAGAUCGCUGAAACGAAUGCCGUACAGGCUGGAUUACAAGAGCAUGAACUAGAGUUGCAAGGGAUUGACAAUUUAGCUGCAGAUUUAUGUGAUGGUCGACAGACUGACGAUCCAAACAAACUAUUCAUUGAUAGCAAUGUAGCCAGUUUACAUGAACGAUACGAUUCACUGAAGAAACGAGUUGCUGAUUAUGCAGCCAAGGCAGCAGAUGCAUUACCAAAGGUUGAGAAAUACAAUGUGUCUUUUUGUGAUCUGAAUGACUGGCUAAACAGCUUCACUGAUCAAGUGCGAAAUGUCAAGCCGGUUGGUAUCAAACCAGCAACAGUUCAGCAACAAGUUGAUGAGCUAAAGUCAUUUUGUAGUGACUUAAACAGCCACAAGCCUCAACUUGAUGAUGUUGUUGCGGCUGGAAAUGACAUGCUUGCCAUUGGCAGACCAAGAGGUGAUCAAGGAACUGAGAAUGUUAUGUCUGAACUAUCUGAGAUGCAAAGCCAGUGGAAUAGCAAUGUGAAAGCAUUGAAAGAUCGACAGGCAUUGGUGAGUGCUUGUUUGCCACUAAGCCAACAAUACCAUCCACUUGUGUGUGACAUGGAACAAUUUUUGGACAAAACAGAGGAGACGCUUCACAAGUUUGAUGAUCUUCCUGUUGACCCUGCAACCCUGCAAGCUUUACAGAGAGAAGUCGAUUCUAUUGAGAAAGACAUCAAGGAUCAUGAGGAAACACUGGUUAAAGCCAAGAAAGUUGGAGAAGAGUUCACAUCUUGUCGACCAGAAGAUGACUCAAACAGAGAAGAAAUUUUGAGUCAGUUGGCUUCUUUGGAAGAGAAAUAUUUGACUGUGAAGGAAGAUGCUGGAAAAUUAGCAAGCAGACUUUGUGAUGCUUUAGAGAAAGCAAAGCAAGCAACAUCUCAGUUAGACGAUGUUCUACAGUGGAUUAAAGAGAAGCAUGAGGAGGUGGAGAGUGCAGAUACGCCUGGUGUUGAACAGGAAGAAGUGGAGAAACAAAUGGAUUCUCAUUUGGUUUUCUCAGGAUCUGUUGACGAGUAUGAGCCUAAAGUAAGUGAAGCAUGUGAUGCAACUCGUCAGUUGCUAGACAAAGACAAGGGAGGCAGCGAUCUUGAAGCCACUUUGAUGGCUGUGUCUGACAGUUGGAACUCUUUGGGUGAGAGUAUUGCGAAACGAAAGGAGAAGCUAGAGGAUGGACUAACGAAGGCCAAACAUUUCAAAGAUAUGCAUGAUGAAAUGACCACGUGGCUGGAUGAAACAGAAGAGGAAAUUGGGAAGCUAGCACAAACUUCCAUACAUUCUGAUGUCCUUCAAAAACAGCUGGAAGCAUGCAAGUGUUUGCAUGGCAAGGUCGUGUCUCAACAGCCAGUACUCGACUCGUUUCAUGUCUCAGCAUCUGAUCUGACAGAAUGCAGAUCUGCUGAUGACUUGGGACGUCAAAGUGUUGAGUCAAAAGUGCAAGUUGUUGAUGAACGUUACGGCAAGCUCAGAGCUAAGAUUGAUGAACUGGCGACUGCUCUGGAAUCUUCGUGUGGUCAAACUGAGAAGUGUGAGGCUUUGUGGGCAGAGCUGCAACCAUGGCUUGAUGAACAAAAGCAGAGACAAUUAAAUGUUGAUCCUGUGGCCUCAGAAUCAGAGAAACUGAACUCACAGCUGGAAGAAUGUCAGGCUGUUAUAGCAGCGUUUGACGAGUGUCAGCCCAGAAUGGACGAAUUUACUUCUCUGUCACAUGAUCUUUUAUCAAGUCAAUCUCCAGAGGAAGAAGCUUCCAUUGCCUUUGCUGAUCGACUUCAAAAUGCCAGUAAUCUCUGGAACAGCUUGAAAGACGGAGCUGAUGAACGGAAGACAGCUGUAGGUGAUGCAUUAGAGAAAGCUGGACAGUUUGAGGCUGCUCUGCAGUCACUGUUGACAUGGCUUGAUAGUAAGGAAGCAGAAAUGGAAGGAUGGGAGCCUGUUGCAUUAGACAUUGCACCAUUAGAAGAGCAACUGGGAGAUAACAAGACCUUCCGGUCUGAUGUAUCAGAACACAGGCCCUUGUUGAAUGCAGCAGCGUCGUCUGCAAGUGCUUUGACAACCGAUAAACCAGACACUGCAUCAUGUCAACUAGUCAGUGAGAAAGUAGCGGACGCACACAAGAGAUUUGAUGUCGUUGAGAAAGCUGGUAAUGACAGGAAAGAAGAGCUGGAAGCAACACUUACCAAGAGCAAAGCUUUCCAUGAUAACUGUGAUGAUCUGCUUGGAUGGCUGGUUGUGAAGGCAGAUCAGCUAGAACAUUUGCCCGAUGUUGAACUAAAGCCACAACAAAUACAAGAUCGAAUAGAGGAACUUGAGGCGUAUAGUCAGCAGUUGGAAGAGCAACAUCCUAAGAAAGACGACAUCAAUGCACAGCUGAAGUCUCUGAUAGGCUCGUGGUCUGUAGACGACCCUAUAGUGGCUUCUCCUUCUGCAACAGCUGCUCACGUCAGUAGCAAGUUUGAUGAGCUGGUCAAGCUGCUGGAUGACAAGCUAAUGCAACUGAAAGAUGCACUGCCUGUUGCUGAAAAGGUGAAAGCAGAAUGCGAUGCCAUAACUGACUGGAUGAACAAUGCACGAGAACGAUUAGAUGUGAUGCAACAAGCGGUGGCAACUGCAACCGACAGUCAAGAGAAACUCGAUAAAUUAAAGGAGUUAGUGUGUGAAGCUGCAGAGCACGAGUCACAAGUCAACGAGAUGAAAGACGACGUGGCACAACUGACGGCGUUGUUUAACGAAGAUUCAGAACAAACAACGGCUUUGCAGAGAGAAUCAGAUAAGUUGGCAUUGGAGUUUAAAGCAUUAAAGGAUGUCAUUGAUGACAAGCUGAAGGAACAUGAAGCUGCUCUUUCCAAAGUUCAGGGAGUGCAGUCAUUGGUUGUUGAUGUACUUGACAAGCUGAGACCAUUUGAAGCAAGACUUGACACCAUUGAACCGUAUUAUGUGAAUGUAGAGAAAAUUGAAGGAAACAUAGCUGAAGUACAACAGGUUGAAGAGGAAGUGAAUGCACUGCAGACAUCAUACGAGUCUGCUGUGGCUGCUGCAAAUGAGAUACAACCAUCAGAUAGUGAACCCAAUGAAUCAACAGCUGCUCUUAUUAAUCAAUGGGAAGACCUAAAGAACAAAGUGGAAGACAUGAGUGAUGAUUUAGAGGCAGGACUGAGUCGUGCGGAAGAUUUUCACGAUCGACUGAAUGAAGUGACUUGCUGGCUUGCGAAGAAAUUGGCUGAUCUGGGAGAAGCAGCUCCAGUGAAAGCAACACCCAAUGCUGUCAAAGAGCAAAUACAUGAAUACACACCUGUUUUUAGGGAGAUUGAAGUGUAUCGGGGUGACAUACAGCAGUUUGACAAAGACGUUCGAGAAUUUGUGACUCGUAUACCUGAUGAGCAUCCUGACAGAAAGUUCAUUUACGAAAAUCUCAAUAGCAUACACGAACAAUAUGGACAACUGGAAAAGUCAUCAACUCAACGCAACACGGCUCUAACUCGAGGCCUCAACAGAGCAGAGAAGUUUCAGUCUGAUGGCAGUCGUCUGCUUUUGUGGUUGUCAUCCAUGCAGAUAGACAUCGAGUCUCUUCAAUGUUCUGUUGCUGAUCCAGACUCAGUGAAAGAUGUCAUUCUAAAGGCUCGAGAUAUUCAGUCGGAUAUUGAUGAUCACAACAGUAAGCUGUCUCUUCUUGCUGAUCAGGCAGGACAGCUUACAUCUCAUCUUGAGGAGGAGGAACCUUCAAAAGUGACCGUGAUUGCAAAGAAACAGACGGUAGAGGAGAGAUACAGAGGACUAAACCCUGUGAUUCAUUGUAAAUUGAGAACAUGGGAAGAAGUGCUACCAAUAGCUGAAGAAUUGAAGGAGAAAGCUGAUGAGGUGAAGAAGUGGAUUCCAUUGGCUGAGAAGGCACUAGAAGAGUGUAGUGGGAUACCAAAUGAGGCUGAUGCUAUCAGGGAACAGCAAGAAAGAGUUGAAGCUGUUCUAAUUGAUGUUGAAGAGCACGAAGCUCCUGUAGCAGAUCUAAACAGUCUUCUUGAGGGAAUAACUCGGAAACUUCCGGAUGAUGAACAUCAGGUUAAUGAAGCUGCCACGGAUGUCACUGCAGUCACCAAACAGUACAACAGUCUGCAGUCUGUGGCCACAACAAAACGCGACGCAUUGGCAGAUGCUCUGUCUAAGGCAGAUGCAUUUCAAGAAACAUUUGACGACCUGAAGCAGAAACUUGAUGAGGUGGAUGCAACUCUUGUUGAUCUGAGUUUGCCUCUUCCUCUGAAGACAACUGACGCUGAAGCUCAAAUUGAGAAAGCUAGGAACGUAGAGAAGCAACUUGCAGAAAUUAAGCCACAGUUGAACGAGCUAGCUUCUCGAGCAGACGAACUGAAAGCCGUCAGUGACCCUGAGAGUGCAGCUAGUGUUGAUGAGAAGGUCGACAGUAUGAAUGAUCAUUAUGGCCGACUCCAAGCUCUACUUGCAGACUUAGUACCGCAACUUGCAGCUAGCCUGGAACGAGUGACUGAUUUUAAUAGAAAUGCAGACGACCUGAUCAAAUGGCUAGUGGAGAAAUCGUAUGCUUUAAAGGAUCCGUUUGUACCGAGAGCUGUUCCGGAUGGUGUAAAACAGCAGUUAGACGAUCACAAGAACGAGUUCGAGGACACUCUUGAAUCAAAGAAUUCUGAUCUCAACGACGUAUUAACAGCAGGGAAAGAACUAAAGGAAAAGUUGUCUCCAGAAGAUGCAGCAGUGCUGCAGAAAACUCUCACUGAUGUGCAGACCAAGUGGGAUGAUCUAUCACAUCAGGUUGUUGACCGAAGGGCCGAACUUGAAGAUGCUCUCAAGCAAGCAGAGACGUUUGAGUCUCUGUGGACAGUAACGAUGGCUGCCAUUGCAGACAAGACACAACAGAUUGAUGAAAUGCAGCCUGUGGGAUCGGACGUACAGACGGUGCAGGAUCAGAUGGACGAACUGCAGGAUUACCAGCAGAGUGGAGAGCCGGUGCAGAACGAUGUCGCGUCUCUGAAAGCUGACGGCAGGCACCUCAUCGAAUCAUGCGAUGAACAAGAUUCGCCGAUUAUCAAGACAAAGCUAGAACAACUGGACACAUUGUGGGAUUCGCUCCAAUUCAAAACGACUUCUCGGCUACGAGAUCUUGAAGACAUGGCAAUCAAGUUGGGUCAGUUUAAGGAUGCUUUAGCUGACUUGCUGUCGUGGUUGACUGAAACGGAGGCGACAUUGGCUGCAGCAAAAGCGAAACCAAUUGGUUCUGAUGUCAAGACGAUUAUGGUGGAUAUAGAGAAGACUGAGGCUGUAAACACAGAUAUUGAAAGUCGAAAACCGAGCGUCAAAGCAGUCAACGAUGCUGGUGCAAACAGCAACGACAAUGGAGAUACAAUUGAUAGUGAACUCAUGAAAGAACUCGACAGUGUCAACAGUCGAUACGAUGCGGUCAGCAAAGAUGCUGUCCAACUGUUGAUGGCUUUAAAAGAUGCGUUGGACAGAACAGAACGGUUUGAGAAGGAUGUGCAGAAGCUGGCUGCUUGGAUAAGCGACGUAGAAGAGAAACUCAAUGAAGAGAAACGAGUUGGUGGUGUACCUGACACAUGCAGACAGCAACUGGCAGAUCUUGAGGCGCUCUCUUCGGACAUCUCUGAUCACGAUCCUCACUUCUUGGCGCUCAACAGUCUCGCUCUUGACGUGAAGAAUCAAGGCAAUUCGGAAGACGUGGAAGCAAAGCAACUCAAAUUGAACAAUCGAUGGGUCAACUUGAAAUCGAAAGCAGACGAAGAACACGUAAAGCUCGAGCAUGCACUACAGACUGCCGAGGAAUUUCAACAUCAACACGAGACGGUGUACAGCGCGUUUGCAGAGUUAGAGCAUCAGCUGGCCGAAUGCCAGCCGAUUGCAACGGAAGUGCAUCACAUCAAGCAGCAGCUAGAAGAGCACAAGGAGUUUCAGAAACAGAUGGAGCCACACAGGGCAGACGUCAAUGCACUGAAUGAAUCAGCGUUAGCGAUCGUGAAGGUUUGCCAGCCGGACGACAAGACGGAGGUCGAGGAUCAACUCAGUGACAUCAACUCACGAUGGAACGACCUCAAUCAACGAUCAGUAGCUCGACAACAGAAGCUGGAAGAAGCAUUGCUAUCAGCUGGACAGUUUCAGGAAGCUCUUGAUGAAUUACUGGCUUGGGUUAGAGAUAGGGAAGCUUCGCUUCAUGAUGCCGAGCCAACAACCGGCGAUGUGGAGAAACUAAAGCUGUUACUGGAUCGACUCAAGGCCCUUGAAAGGACAGUUGAGGCUCGACAGCCGAACUAUGAGGCCAUCUUGAAGGCUGGUGGUGUUCUUGUUGCUCAGAGUGACCCUCAUGAUGGUGCAAUGUUGAAUGAGUCGAUGGCUGAUUUGAAACGACACUGGAUGAUCCUUGAAGAUGCGUUAGCGGCACGAGAAAAGAUUCUGGAAGAUGCACUGCGCCAUGCUAUUCAGUUUCAGGCAAGUUGCGGACCGUUGAGGAACUGGAUUGAUGGAGCACUGCCGAUUGUAGCUGAAGACCAGCUUGUGUAUGGUGACACAAAGAUUGUAGAUGAUCUAAAGGCAAAGCAUCAGAGUUUCCUUCGCGAAAUCGAUGGCAAGCAGAUCGGUGUCGAUGCUACCACAGCAGAAGGCGAAAAGCUGGCAAACGAAAUCCUCGAUGAUGGAACAGACAUUGAAGCAGACGUCGAGCAACUCACCAGCAAGUGGAAUCAACUCAAAGAUGCAGCCAAAGCAUACGGCGAUGAUCUUGACGAAGCUGCAUCAAUGGCAAACAUGUUUGGAGCCCCAUAUGAAGAGCUAAUGAGCAAGCUGGCUGCAUUCGAGCAAGAGGUGGAUAAUGCAGAUAUUGUGGCUGCAGAAGAUAUGAAGUUGCUGGAAACACAACAGGCACAACAUACAGAUUUCCAGCGUCGUGUUGGAUUGAAUCAGCAAUCUGUCGAUGGCAUGUUAGCCAAUGGUUCGACGAUACUUCGUCGCUGCCACCCUCGAUCUGCUCGCGAAAUUCAACAGAAAGUGAAGGAUCUCAAUGACUUGUGGAAGGAUGUGUGUGACAGGAGUGUGGGACGACAGCAGGAGAUCGACGGCGCGUUGAUCAAACUUCGUGGAUUGCAGCAAUCUAUUGAUGAAGUUGCUGCGUGGUUGACGGAAGCAGAGGCACAGACAGAUGCUAUUGAAGAGAAGCAGAUUCCAGAUGACGAGGCCCAACUACAAGUUUUACUCGCUGAGAUGGAGCCAUUUCAAGACGAGAUGACCCAACAUCAGUCAAAGAUGGACGCCUUACUGAAAUACGUCAAAACGCAACGUCGAACGAGCAGAACGACGAGCACUCCCAUCAGCCAAGAACAUCAAGUAACAAUCUCAUCUCUCCAUCGUCGCUGGCAGGCUCUGUGGCUCAGAAUCGCUGAUCGAUACCAGAAGCUGCAAGAUGCAAGAGACAGGAUGAAGGUUGCUCGAGAUUUCGAUUUUGAUAUGUGGAAACGUCGCUUCUUUCAGUGGAUGGACGAGAAGAAGGUUAGGGUGAUUGACGUAUUCCGUCAGUUUGACGCAGAAAACAGGGGGAGAAUCAGUCGCAAGCAGUUUGUUACUGGCAUUUUGAAUAUGGGAUACACCGCGUCAUCCGCAGAACUCGAGACAGUAGCCGAGAAAUUCGAUCUCGACGGCGACGGAUUCGUUGAUUACCAAGAACUCAGCGCUCACGUCCGCCUAAAGCGCACACCAUCCGUUCGCUACCGAGAACCUCGCACUGCAGCAGAGAAACUCGACCAAGAGAUUCAUAAAGUCAUCACUAAAGUCUCCUCUGACAAUCAGUUCACGUUCACGAGAGUUGCUGAUGGCAAGUAUAGAUUUGGCGACAAUCAGAAGAUAUUUUUGGUGCGAGUUUUGCGAAGCACCGUUAUGGUGCGCGUUGGAGGCGGAUGGAUGGAGUUGGGAGAAUUCUUCCAUUACUAUGAUCCCUCCAAAGCGACCGGUCGAACGAACAUCGAUCUGCGCGCCAUGCUGCGUCAGCCCCGCGAGAACGUCACCGGACUGCACACAAUGGGCGCGCGCACUAAAACCCAAUCAGCAGUCGCGUCGAAAAACCGCCAAACCCUCGCGGCGGCCGCCCAAGACAAAGACGCCGAAGUGAAGACUCGCCAGCUGCCGAGCGGACGCCGCGAGACGGUCAUCACAAAGCGAAAAGAGCUACGAGAGGGAGAAGUCGUCGAGGUAGUCGACGGCGUCGAGUACAGCGGCAAACUGCGGCAUUCGACGAAAACGCGACGCCAUGUUGGAACGACAGUCACUCGGACGACAUCGGAAACGGUCGUUAGACAGCCCAGCGUCAUAAAACGGACGGUGACGAGAGAGCUGCCCGGAGGAGGAACGGUGGAAGAGACGCGCACGUUUCAUGAAAAAGCGUCGCCCGUUGUAACAAAGAAACUCUCAACGACGAUGACAAGCCACCAGCAAGCUUCCUCGCCCGUUGAGACAACAAGAACGACGACUACAACUUACUCGGCGUCUCCCACAGCUGACAACCUCGUUACCGAUGACUCCGACGGUGCAGUCGUGAAAACAGUCGAGAAAAAAGGAGCAGUGACGAGAAUAACUAAAGUGACUAAAGUAUCCGGGUCGCUUCCGGUAACGCACGGUAAACGUCCCGCGCAACUUUCGAUAAGGACACCGAAAACGGCGCUAACAAGCACGAGUGAGGCGUCGAGAAGAGUGCGUGAAGGAACACCGACGAGGGGAACGCCGACGAAAGGCUCGCCGGCCAAAUCUCACAUUCCUGUUCGCUCGUCAAGCGGGAAACAAAAGACAUGAAAUGGAAUUAGGAAAUUAACUAAAAAUGCUGCCUGUUUUGAAGCGUACACUAGGUAUGCAUGGUUUCUAAUGUUGAGUAACCCUCCGUGUAGGCAAUGAAUCCUAAUUGUAGGUCAUUUGACGUAGUUGUUGUGUUGGCAUGCUCUAGCGAUGAACAAUAAUUCAGUUAUAAUCAA